Schistosoma mattheei is the source of this 222-nucleotide messenger RNA. The record is from the annotation of a GenBank genome assembly. NCBI's taxonomy places the organism in Eukaryota, Metazoa, Platyhelminthes, Trematoda, Strigeidida, Schistosomatidae.
AUGGAAAGAAAUAAUACAAUAAAUGAUUUUUCACUAUAUAAUGAAAAUAUAAAUGAUAAACCGAAUAUUAAUGAUAAAUCGAAUAUCAAUAAAGGUUCAUCACUUGUUAAACAAUUAAAGCAAACUAUUGAAAAUAUUCCAAAAACUACAAAUCAUAUCAAUCAAUUGAUGCAUUAUUAUACACCAAAUCAAAAACAAUUAGAUGAUUUACAAAAGAAUUAG